GCGGUCGCCAUUAAAAUGUAACAACCAGCAAACCACUGGAAGCGAUCAUCCUCGGUAACGCGCAACGCUGUCCGACAGGAGGAAAAUUGGUCUUUUCCUACCGCCCGCCCAUAUCUGCUGGCAGCCAGCCCGAUAGCAUCAGCUGCACACCAGGACUACGCUUCCGCUGCAAUUAGGGAUUGCUUCACCGAAAAAACACUCGACUCACGGUGACGGUGCCGGUUAGUGCAGUGCAAUUGUGAGAAUGCAUUCGAUAGAGCGGUUUAGUGGUCGGAGUGGAGCACACUUCUAGACAAGGGGUAAAAACGGAACAAAGAAGAAAAAGUGCACAAUAGUAACGGUGGAAAAUAAAAGCAUUCUGGUUGGAGAUCUGUGUGGAGAAAAGUGCUGGAAAUCGGUGCUCAUAGUGAUAGUAUAGUGGUUCGGGUGGGAGCAUAAAUAUACCAAAGUGGCGCGGAAAACUGCAACGGGAGCAACAGAGUGCCGAAACGGAGCCUAGAAAUGGGACACAUAAAUUUUGUGGAGCUAAAGCUUUUGUUGAAUGUACUGUUCGUAGCGAUACUGGUCCACGGUCAUGGCUCACAAUCUGAUUCGCAGCCGGAGUUUUUGGCUCCACUUGAUAAUCUCACGGUGACGCAGGGACGCGACGUGUCAUUCACCUGCGUGGUGAACAAUCUAGGACAAUACCGGGUGGCUUGGAUAAAAUCCGACUCGAAGGCAAUUCUGGCCAUCCACACCCACAUGGUGGCGGUGAAUCCGCGCCUGUCGGUCACGCACAACGGACACAACACCUGGAAGCUGCACAUCUCGCACGUACAGCUCAAUGACUCCGGAAGCUACAUGUGCCAAGUGAACACGGAUCCAAUGCGGCAUCAGUCCGGAAAUCUGGACGUGGUAGUCCCCCCGGACAUAUUGAACACUAACGAUCCGAACAGUGCCUCCCUGGAGGAGGGAAUCGCCAACGAGGGCGGCAACAUUCAACUCGUGUGCCAAGCGGUCGGGGUGCCUCUACCAAAUGUACAAUGGCGCCGGGAGGGUGGCAAAGAUAUCGUCGUACGGUCCGACGGACGGGAGAAACAAGUGGUGAAAUUGGUUGAAGGAGAACGGUUGGUGCUGAAUCAGGUGCAGCGAACCGACAUGGGCGGGUACCUGUGCAUCGCUUCGAACGGAGUGCCUCCUUCGGUUAGCAAGCGGUACGACGUGCAAGUAAACU
This is a messenger RNA of Topomyia yanbarensis, 1213 nucleotides long. Its product is annotated as igLON family member 5-like. Gene Ontology annotation, cellular component: neuron projection. The annotation marks the transcript as partial. The record is from RefSeq and is a predicted model, not a curated record. Lineage: Eukaryota; Metazoa; Arthropoda; Insecta; Diptera; Culicidae. The transcript is spliced from 5 exons.